Zootoca vivipara (common lizard) is the source of this 1845-nucleotide messenger RNA. The record is from RefSeq and is a predicted model, not a curated record. NCBI's taxonomy places the organism in Eukaryota, Metazoa, Chordata, Lepidosauria, Squamata, Lacertidae.
AUGGGAGUCUCCUUCGUCUUGCUCCUGGGGGAGGCGGGGAGGGGUAACAGGACCCCCCUUUCCUUGGGUAAAGCCAGGAAACCCGGCCAGGAGACCCCCCCUCUGCUGGGAGAAGCAGGAUCGCUCCCCAAAGAGGAGCGAGUAAAGGAUCUUUGUGCAGAAACAAUUCCUGAUUCCUCUGAGGGAGAGAGGACUUUGUUGGACACCAGAGAGAGGCUGCUGGAGAGAGGCCGCUGGGUGAAAGAAGGAUGCUGGCAAGACCUCCUCAUCCAUCUCUUCAUCCUGGUGGAGGGGAAGCAGCGGCUGAGGAACCGGAUCAGGAUGACCAAAGAUGGGCAAGGUGGUGAUGAAUUGGAAAUGAAGAACGAAGGAAACCAUAAAAAAGUCCACACAGGGCAGAAGCCAUAUCAGUCCUUGGAAUGUGAGGAUAACGUCACUAACGGUUCCGAUUCCAUGUCUCAUCAAAAUCCCAUUUGGAACAAACCAUAUCAAAUUCAUACAGGCCAGAAACUAUAUCAGUGCUUGCAUUGUGAAAAGAGCUUCAGUAGAAAGUACUAUCUCACUUUACAUCAACGAAGUCAUACAGAGGAGAAACCCUAUAAGUGCUUGGAAUGUGGAAAGAGCUUCAGUGUGAAAGAAGGAUGCCGGCAAGACCUCCUCAUCCAUCUCUUCAUCCUGGUGGAGGGGAAGCAGCGGCUGAGGAACCGGAUCAGACCCAGAAGAGCGAACCCUCCUAGCUCUCACCUGGGAGCCUCGUCCCCUUUCCUCAGCCCUUCAGCUUCUCUCCAUCUCCUUCCUGUGUGGGGUGAGGAAUCAGAAAUUAAGAACAAGGGACAACACGACAAAAUCCACACAGUGGAGAAGCCAUAUCAAGAUUUGGAGUGUGGAGAGAACUUCAGUCAGAGCUCCCAUGCCACUUCCCAUCAAAGAAAUCCUAUUGGGAAAAAACUCUAUCCGUGUUUGGAAUGUGGAAAGAGCUUUAUUCACAAGGGUUUCAGUGAGAGCAGUACUCUCACUUCUCAUCUAAGAAUUCAUACAGGGGAGCAACCAUAUGAAUGUUUGGAGUGUGGAAAGAGCUUCACUUGGAAGAAUAGUCUUACUUCCCAUCAGAGAAUUCAUAAAGGGCAGAAACCAUUUCAGUGUCUGGAAUCCCUUCUCUUCAUUCUUUAUUUUGAAUCCUUGUUGCUCUUUAGAGGCCGCUGGGUGAAAGAAGGAUGCUGGCAAGACCUCCUCAUCCAUCUCUUCAUCCUGGUGGAGGGGAAGCAGCGGCUGAGGAACCGGAUCAGUUGUAAAGCUGUGAAAGAAGGAUGCCGGCAAGACCUCCUCAUCCAUCUCUUCAUCCUGGUGGAGGGGAAGCAGCGGCUGAGGAACCGGAUCAGAAUCCGCCACUUGCCGGGUGAAGACUCGGAGCUUCGCCUCUCGGAGAUCUUCCUUGAUCGGGGUGAGGAAUCAGAAAUUAAGAACAAGGGACAACACGACAAAAUCCACACAGUGGAGAAGCCAUAUGAAGAUUUGGAGGGUGGAGAGAACUUAAGUGAGAGUUCCCAUGCCACUUCCCAUCAAAGAAAUCCUACUGGGAAGAAACCCUAUCCAUGGGAGAAACCCUAUAAGUGCUUGCAAUGUGGAGAGUCUUUUCCUACAAGCAAAUACUUCCGUCGACAUCAGAGUAUUCACAGCGGAGAGAAACCAUACCAGUGCGUGGAAUGUGGGAAGAGCUUCUCUAGGAAGGACAAUCUCACCUCCCAUCAAAGGAUUCAUACAGGGGAGAAACCCUAUCAGUGCUUAGAAUCGGAAAAGCAGAUCUUCCAGGUUCCUGGUCCGGAUGGUCUCCAGGCGCUUCAGUAG